AUGGCAGAAGAAUCUUCUGAAAAUGGUAGGCAGUCUCAUGUUGAUCAACCUGAAGGUUUCUUGUCUAGUGUGGGUGACUCUGGCGAAAUUUACGACGAAGGAGAGGACUCAUCAGAGGGUAGCGUCUUCGAAGUAGAAAUUUAUGAAGGACAUGAGAGCAUUGUUGCAGAUCAAGGGGUAAAAUAUAUGGUAAUAACUGGCGAUGAGGCUAAUCUUGCAGAAGAAGGGGUGAAAUACCUGGAACUGGAAAUAUCUGAUAGAAAGGAACCUGUGAUCAUCAAUCCAAUUUGGGGUAGUCUUAUCCAGCGUUUCAUCUAUCACAAUGCUAGCCAAUUGACAACUCAUGGCCAGUCCUGCUUACGAGAGCGAUUGAAAGAGCGCGAGUUGUGUGUUUUUUUCCGGGAAAAUUCAUUUCAACACCAUGUUCAAGUUUGA
Messenger RNA from Oldenlandia corymbosa var. corymbosa, 435 nucleotides. NCBI's taxonomy places the organism in Eukaryota, Viridiplantae, Streptophyta, Magnoliopsida, Gentianales, Rubiaceae. The record is from the annotation of a GenBank genome assembly.